Molecule: messenger RNA, 2230 nt
Organism: Amoebophrya sp. A25
Lineage: Eukaryota; Dinophyceae; Syndiniales; Amoebophryaceae
Source: the annotation of a GenBank genome assembly
GACCACGCUUUCGAUGCAAAAGUAAUUGCUUCGUACUUUGCUUUGCAUCUAGAAGGGUCGUGCGUCCGUCGAAAUAGCAGCGUUGAAGCGACAUUUGAAGAAUCUCAAAAAUCUUGUUACUUAAGGGUACUUGGUUAUUUCUCUUUGUCUAUUAUCUUUAUCAAUUUUUAAGGUUUGCAUACACAAACACAAGCACAACAAAAUGGAUGCCGCUAGUAACGGUUAUCGGGUGUAUCGAUCCGGACAGAACAUAAUCUAUGCGGGGAAGAUGUGCAAGGAAGGUGCAGCAGAAUUCCAGAAGCAUGCCUACGAAGCGGUCGCAGAACGCGAGAAAGAGGCAAAGAAACCCACUGCAGCAAGCGCUUCUUUGACUAAGAAAGCUCCCGCUGCCGCUGCAACCAGUGCCAAUGAAAAAAGUGGUCCAGCAGCACCUGCUUCACCCAAAGCUGGAGGUCCACCGACAACCUCCGGUACAGGCACCAGCGUGGCGGAAAAAACAGCAUCAUCAGUUAAAAAGACAGACAACGGAGUCGCGACGUCUGUCUCGAAUGAUGCGAGUAUGAGCGGAGGCGGGCGCGGGGGCUAUGUUCAUGUAGACGGAGGUGCUACCGUGUCAGAGGGUCUACCGUCCAAGGCACCUUGCACAGCGCAGGAAGCUUGCAUUAUGGGAAGGCAUGAGUUUUUAAUUCUUUUGAAGAUAUACUCAUGACCAUGAGGAUGCUGUACCCUUGUGUUGCUGGUUUGCCGUGACGAGAAACACACGCCCGGUGUUGAACAAAAGAUACUAAAGUAUUUUUUUUCAUCUUCUUCUCAUCAGCAGCACGUCUAAGAAAAGCCCACCUGUGCCCGCCUCUGCUGCACCACCAGACACGGGCACAGCGCCUUCUUGCGAAGCACAGAUUAUUAAAGCCGCUGCUCUCGAUCCGAAAAAACGUCGUCCACCGCUGCGAUUUCAUUUUUCGAGUCAGGGUGGUGAUCUAGCGGCGGGCUUUGCCAUGAUGGAUACUAUCCGCGAAAUCGAUGCAUCAGGACAUGGAACAGAAUGCAUUUCCAAUUAUGUUGACGGGACAAUAAUGUCGUCAUCAAGAAUUUAAGUUGUUGAUAUUCGAAAAUGAAAAACAUACUGUCGUCACCCAUGUUGUGACAGCUAUUUCCCUCUUCCUGCUAAUCAGAAGGUUUCGUUGGCUCUGCGGCGACAUUUCCGGCUUUUGCUUGCAAGAAACGAAUCGCGUCAAGCAGCUGUCUCUUCUUUUAUGAGACAGAGAGCACAGUCUUAUACUCAAAACAAAAUUCACUAGAUGUUGUACUAUACUACUUAGUGCGUAGCCUCGUCACUCAAAAAUUUCAGGAUAUUUAUUUACACAAAGCUGCAGCGAGAUACGACUACUACUGACUCGCUUGCAACCCAUAGCCACCUACGUCCUUAACCUAGAGAUGAAGAGUAUGACUAAGAUCAAGCCUGCAUGUCUUACUCACAUGACUUCUUCCAUCCCUCUCUAAGCUAAGCUGCAUCCGCCUUCGAAGAGCGGCGUGCAUGGGCAGACUGAGGAAAUGCGCAUUCAUGCUGACAAUCUGGACCUCUACCACAAAACGAGUGUUGCAGCAUACACAAAAUUGACGUCUAUUCUUAUGACGAAGGAUUUUAGUAGCUUAAGGUGUGACUCAUGUGAGGAACGAGGACUAGGGAUUGACAUUCCUGCUCCACCUCCAUUACCGCGCCUACUUAUUUCGUACAUAGAUGCUUCUAGGUCCAUCAUGAUUAUGUGUGAUGUAUGUAAGAAAGUAGUAAGUUCUUAUUUAUUUCAUCUUGUACUUUACAACAUGACCGUACUGGUGGAUCUAAGAAACCGUCAGCCCUGACGCGGAUCGUGCAGACCUUCGCGAACAAUCGCUACUCGACCGCAGACGAAAUGACCUCAAUGGGCCUACUGGACCAAGUCAUACCGUGAGAUUUCUUCGUAAACAAGAUGAAAAGAGAAUGAUUUAUUGUACGUGUUGUAUUUUUUGAAAAACUAAACAAAGUAGAUGCAGUUCGUGUGACUUGACUUUUUUUUAACUCCGUGAAUAGAAUACUUGAAAGGCAAUGCGCCCGCUCCAAUGAGCGUCAGGACAAACAGAUGGAGAUAGCAAAGGUCUGGCACCACCGUUUUUCCUGUGUAGAUUUUGGAUGCUAGCGUCAGCAGCACCAGAUAGCGCAGGGAUACGAAGUCAGUAGCUGUGGCAGAGCAAC